AUGGAAAAAAAGGGAAGAAAAGACGAACACAAAGAACGAAAAAAAGAAACAAAAAAACAAGAACGAACAAAUAAGGAAAUAAAAAACAGAAGAAACAAAACACAGCAGCCGGAGCAGCAGCCCCAAAUCGAGCAGCAGCAUAAUCACAAUCAUCAGCAGCACCAGCAGCAGCAACCUCAGCAGCACCAAAACCAGCAGCAGCAGCAGGAGCAGCAGCAGCAGCAGCAGCAGGAGUAUGCAGCAAGUGUACCUGUCCAAAAGAAAUUACCAAUGCUCAACGCGCUGCAGCAGCAGCAGCAGCAGCAGCAGCAGCAACAACAGCAGCAGCAGCAAGAGCAGCAACGACAAACACAGAAGCAGCAACAGCAGCAAGAGCAGCAACGACAAACACAGAAGCAGCAACAACAGCAGCAGCAGCAACAGCAGCAGCAGCAGCAGAAGGGAGAUAAGGGAUUGAUGGGCACCGUCAACAGCAACAGGAAGCAGCAGCAGCAACAGCAGCAGCAGCAACAACAGCAGCAGCAGCAAGAGCAGCAACGACAAACACAGAAGCAGCAACAUCGUUUUUUUUUUUUGCAGCAGCAACAAUUGGGAUAG
Molecule: messenger RNA, 597 nt
Organism: Eimeria mitis
Lineage: Eukaryota; Apicomplexa; Conoidasida; Eucoccidiorida; Eimeriidae
Exons: 5
Coding region: 1-597 (198 amino acids)
Source: RefSeq, a predicted model, not a curated record